Molecule: messenger RNA, 1928 nt
Organism: Etheostoma spectabile (orangethroat darter)
Lineage: Eukaryota; Metazoa; Chordata; Actinopteri; Perciformes; Percidae
Exons: 9
Coding region: 103-1194 (363 amino acids)
Biological process (GO): positive regulation of ERK1 and ERK2 cascade; interleukin-15-mediated signaling pathway; T cell activation
Cellular component (GO): membrane raft; external side of plasma membrane
Molecular function (GO): MHC class II protein binding; protein tyrosine kinase binding
Source: RefSeq, a predicted model, not a curated record
GUCAGGAAGUAGCUGCAGCGUCUCUCGACUAAAGAACUAUUUUAGAAACAGUUGUGAGCAUCAGAACGAGAGAGAGAAGAAGCAGAGACACAGAGAAGCACGAUGGAAGAGUUCAAAUGGAUCAAAAUGUCUUUAUUUCUGAUACUGCUGCUUACCUUUACAGCAGCAGCUGGAUAUCUUCUCUCCUCCUCUGUCAGAGCUGGAGAUGACGUCACGUUGCCUUGUGAACAUGUGACAGACGGUCAGAGAACGUGUGACAGUACUACCUGGCUCUUCAGUGGUUCAGGGACAGCAGUGGCGCUGUUUGAACUCGGGAAGAUUAAAGAAGACGCCAGAGUUAAACCAGACAGACUGAGUGUUAUAGAGAAAUGUUCUCUGGUUAUAAAGAAGGUCACAGAGGAGGAUGCUGGUCGUUACACCUGCAGACAGUUCAACACAUCAGGACAUCAACAAGGUCCAGAUGCUAAAGUUGAUCUGUCUGUUGUUACCAUGACUGAACAUCAGGACAGUGAUGAGGUGACGUUACGCUGCUCUGUGUCCACAUAUGGACCAUGUUCACACACAGUGAAGUGGCUGUUUAAGAGUCAUGAUGUGGAUAAAGAUAACCAAGAUUUGAGGACAUCCCAGUCUCCCUGCUCCUCCUCUGUGACCUUUCCUACUUCUCAUUUUAGUUACACAUCAAGGUAUCAGCUCUUUAGGUGUGAAGUGACUGAAGGAGACAAAGUGCAGGAGUUUCCCUUCAGCCCUCAGUCCUCAGGUGGGGACACAACAACAACAACAACAACAACAGAAUCAACAGAAUCAUUAACAACUGAGAGCAGCAUUCAAUCAGGAACCAGUGAUGCUCCACCAGGACAACAAGGUGUGUUGGUGUACAUCAUUGUGGCUUUGGUUUUAGUGGCACUCUUAAUAACCAUUGUGGCUGUCAUCAGUUGGAAGAAAAUGAAAGGAAACACAACACGGGAGAGUGACAAUGUUGGGCUGACCUCAAACUCUGCAGCAACUCACUCUGCCCCAGAAACCAGUCAGGACACGACUGAUCCUAAAGGUGGUGUUUCUUACGCCUCCAUCAGCUACACCAACAAGACCAGCAGAGCCCAGGUUCGGCGUAAAAAUGAUGAUGAAGCAGUGACCUACACAACCGUGAAAGCUUCCUCGGCUGAUCCCAGUGACCUCUACGCUACCAUCAACUAAUCUGUCUGAUCUGUCAUCAGAUAUUUGCUAAUCUCUGAUGGAUGAUUGUGAAAAUCUUCCUAGUCAGAAGGGCGUGUAGUAGGUUUACUAGUGUCGCCAUGUAGAAAGGGGAAAUAGUAAUUUAACAAGUAUAUACUGUAUGUAGUGCUUAAAAAGUAAAUGAGUAUGAGUAACAUAUGAUAUAUUAUGCUUGAAAAACUUGCUGUAAUUAACUUUAUUGUGCUCAGUGAUGGAUGUGCUGAUCUAAUUUUUGUCUUAUAUUACAUAUAUUACCUGUAAUAAGUUAAUAUGCAACAAUUUAUCAAGGGCAAGCAAUUGUACUGAUUGUCUCAUGCUAUUUUUUAUUUUCACAUUUUUUUCUGUUUAAUUCCAUCUGUUAUUGUUUCAUAUGCAACAAUUUAUGCUUUGGAUAUUUUUAUCAAAACAUUCAAAGCCUCCUGAAAAAGGGGAGGAUGUGAAAUGACUUAUUAAACAACUGAAUAAGUCAAACUGGAAAUUAAAACGUAAAUCUGAUUGAAACCAGUCACAAAUUAGCCAUAAGGAAGUUAAGCACUUAAGAAUGAGAGAGAAUGAAAAAGGAUGAAAGUCACCAUGAGGAAGUGACACCUUACUGAUCACAGAAAGGAGUAGGCUAUGUGGUAGCAUGAAUUUCUCUCUAGAAAUGUACCGUGAUCUCUUUAUAGAACAAUAAUGUAUGUUUUUUCUUUGUCAAUUUAAAAUAAAUGUUGUUUUCC